Molecule: messenger RNA, 462 nt
Organism: Emiliania huxleyi CCMP1516
Lineage: Eukaryota; Haptophyta; Isochrysidales; Noelaerhabdaceae
Exons: 6
Coding region: 1-462 (153 amino acids)
Source: RefSeq, a predicted model, not a curated record
AUGGUCCCUCGGUCGGUCGAGGUCGCCGCCCUCCUCGUGCCUCUUCCCAAUGUUCCCUCGGCGGCCGAUGCCGUCUGCUCCGGCUCCCCAGUCCCCGGGUCUGCCCUGCUCUCGUCCGCGCUAGCUUCUGUUUCGUCAUCACUGAUCGCAUCGAUUCCUGUUCGCGUGAGCACCAUCCUGAAGCCCGCCCAGCAGCUGAACCGCUCCCUAAGUCGAAGGAGCAUCAUCAGUCUCACCCACUUCGCUCGCUGCCCACUGACUGCCGGCCGGGCCUCCUUCCACCCAGCGAAGAGCUUCCUCAGCCACUCGAUGCGGGUUCUCAUCUUCCUCGGUCCAUUGCUGCGCGGCUUUCCGCACGAUCGGACACAGCGGGCGUUGCUAGCGCACCCCGCGUGGCUCGGUACCCACAGGAACGUGACAGAUUCGAGCUGGGCGCGAUAUCGGCAUAUCCCCUCUCCCUGA